Messenger RNA from Rubroshorea leprosula, 1693 nucleotides. The record is from the annotation of a GenBank genome assembly. Lineage: Eukaryota; Viridiplantae; Streptophyta; Magnoliopsida; Malvales; Dipterocarpaceae.
ACUUUUUUCUGUUUUUUUAACCUCCAUGGCUUCUGCUCUCUGCUUUUCUCUCUCGAUUUAUCUCCACUUUUCUUCCUAACUGUCUGCAACCUUUUAUAUAAGCCUUUUCCCCCUUAUCUCUUCGCAGCCCCAACUUUUCCUUUUUAGUCUUUGAAGUUGUUUCUGUUUUGUUUUCUAUGUUAGAUACCUUGAAAUUGGAUCAUUGAAGCUUUUUGGUGAAAACCCUUUUGAUAUAUAGAGGAGAUUAGGGUGUUUUAAUAGGAUAAUUCCGAGUUUUGAAACAGAAGGUUUUAGGUGCAAGGGGAAGAGAGCAAGUAGGGUUUUAGCUUGGAAAUGGAAAACGUUUCUGGAGUUGGGAAGGAUGAAGAACAGAUGGAUAUGCCGCCUGGAUUCCGAUUCCAUCCCACAGAUGAAGAGCUUAUUACUCACUACUUAUACAAGAAAGUCCUUGACAUCAAUUUCGCUGCUAGAGCUAUUGGGGAGGUGGAUUUGAACAAAUCUGAGCCAUGGGAAUUGCCACGGAAAGCAAAAAUGGGAGAAAAAGAGUGGUAUUUUUUCUGUGUGAGGGACAGAAAAUACCCAACUGGAUUGAGAACAAACAGGGCUACUGAAUCUGGGUACUGGAAAGCAACAGGGAAAGACAAGGAGAUUUACAGGGGGAAAACAUUGGUUGGAAUGAAGAAAACCCUUGUUUUCUACAAGGGUAGAGCCCCCAAAGGAGAGAAAUCAAACUGGGUGAUGCAUGAAUACAGAUUGGACGGUAAAUUCUCUGUCCACAACCUCCCCAAAACUGCAAAGAAUGAAUGGGUGAUUAGCAGGGUGUUUCAGAAGAGUUCUGGUGGGAAGAAGACCCAUAUUUCAGGGCUGGUUGGGAUUGGCUCUUUUGGAAAUGAACUUGGUCCUUCUGCUUUACCUCCAUUAACGGAUUCUUCACCGUAUAGUGGUGGUACCAAAUCGGCUCGCCCCGAAUCAGCAUACGUGCCCUGCUUCUCCAACCCAAUCGAUGUUCAAAGAAACCAAGAAAACACAAUCAAUUGCUUCAGCAAUCCUCUCCUUAAUGUUUCUUCAAACCCCACCGACAUUUUCCCAAGAAUUCCACUUUCAAACUCGUUCUACUCUGCUCAAUCUGCCCCUGUUCCAUCCACCCUGCAAUUUCCCACCUCUGUUUUUAUGCAGGACCAGUCUAUCCUGAGGGCCUUACUGGAAAGCAAUGGAUCAACCCUGAGACAGAGUUUCAAAACAGAGAGGGACAUAAUCAGUGUUUCACAAGACACAGGAUUAACAACUGACAUCAACACUGAGAUCUCUUCUGUCAUGUCGAAUCUCGAAAUGGGAAAGAGGCCAUUUGAUGAUCAAGAUGCUCCUUCUGCUUCAGCUGGACCAGUGGACCUCGAUUCUUUUUGGAAUUACUGAGAUUCAAUCAAAACACACCAGCAUUCAAUCGAAGAAAUUCACAAAAAAAAGAAAAAGAGAGCAUAAUUGUCCCAUAAUAUUAAAGUUUGAAUUACUAUAGUGUGGGUCUGUAUAUAGUUUUUAUGAAUCAUAAGAAAAUCUGGAAGAAAAUGAAGCACAAACAUAUUAUGUGUUGUAUUAGUAAGAAAUUAUUAUUUUAAACUCUAAUUUUUUCUUCUUAAUAUCAUAUUAAGGGGUGUUGUUAUUUUCCAUUGUUAAAUUAUAAAUUGGGUUGGAUACA